GAGGGUGUUUUCUUCAAGUUGAGGGGUUGAGGGUAAGGAAGCUGUAUCCUUGGGUCCUGAACAGGGCUGGGGAAUGUCAGGGCAAAAGCCAGCCAUCUGAAACAUCUAGAGAAGAAAGGCAUCCCCCCUCCCUGCACAUUCCCUUCCUGCAAGCUGGCCCUGGUUUCUCAUGAUGUCAUCCAUUCAUCAUUGUGAGCUGCUGAGCAGUCCAGGGCUUGGCCAGCUGCCCCAGGCCGGAGGGAGGAGAGAGAUCCCAGGACAGACAAAAGAAACAGGCCCUGAGCAUGUGUGGAAAUGUUAUCACCAGCUCCACCUAGCAAGACUUGGAGACUGAAGAAGGCAGCCAAAGUCACACGAUCCUAUCCCAUCUUGCCUGCCCUGAAUGCCUGGGAAGAAUUCCAGGGCCUCUUGCCUGUGGAUAGGGAGCCUAACCCUGGAGUGGGCCUGGGGGUAGAGGAGGGGCUGCUCAGCCAGACACUGCAUUCUCCAGAGUUCAACCUCUUCCCAGACUCCGCGGUGUUUGAGAGCAACUUUGUCCAGGUUAAAAAGAGCAGGGACUGGAUUGACAUCUGCAAAGCCUCCAACACCAUGGCCCUCGGUGUCACCUCCUCCGUGCCCUGCCUGCCCCUCCCCAACAUCCUCCUUAUGGCCAGCGUCAAGUGGCACCAGGGCCAGAGCCAGACAUGGAACAGACCAUCCACAGUCCCAAACAUCAUCUUGAAGAGGAUUCUCCCACUGAAGUUCGUGGAGCUGCAGGUGUGUGACCGCCCCCAGCGCGUCCUACGGCUGCGGACGGUCACAGAAAAGAUCUACUACCUGCGGCUCCACCAGGACCAUCCCGAGGCUGUCUUCUACUUCUGGAUCCGACUGGUUCAGAUUCUGCAGCAGGGCCUGUCCAUCACCACCAAAGACCCUAGGAUUCCCGUCACUCACUGUCUGGUCCCCAAGAGCUGUUGCAGCCCCUCCGGAGACUCUCAGUUAGUAAAAAAGACACUUCAAUCCUCCCAACCAAGUGAGAGCCUCAUGCAGCUGAUGGCCAAAGGGGAGAGCGAGGCCAUCUCUCAGAUUUUCGCCGACUUGCACCAGCAGAACCAGUUCAGGAGCAGCAAGAAGGCCAAGACCAUAAAGGACCUCUUAGACCCAGAGGAAGACACUCCCUUUGAAGACCACAUCCCUUGUACCCGAGACCUCAGCUGGAGGGAAUCGUUCACCUAUGGAGAGUGGGAAAGAGAGAACCCCUCUGGGCCACAGCCCCUCUCACUCCUCAGCACACUGGCAGCCUCCAUGGGGCCCCUGGGGCCCCACCUAUAGGAAAUUCUAUCCGAGCCACCCUUGCCCACUGGGAAGAAUCUGCACCGCCCUCGCCAGCGCCAUGCCGCAGUGUUCAGCUUCCCAGAGGCUUCUAUCUGGAUGAGAGGGGUGGACAAAGCUGCAACCAAGAAAACUGGAGAAUUAACACAAGAACCAUUAGGGAGCAUGGUGGCUGGAUGAGAAGGCUCAGUCCAGCACUAUUCCAGCCCACUACCUUGGGUCCUCUCCACCGCACAUCGCCACACCUCAGACCUCACCUCAGCCCACCACAGACACAAGAUGCCAGGACCAAGAAACAAAGAAAAGGAAGGAAGCAGAGUAGAGGUGGGAGAGAGCAAAAUGGAGGGAGAAGAGGGAUGAAGGAGGCUGAGAGGAAGACUAAUAAAGAGAAGUGAUCACAGGACGUAAUAGAAAAGAUCUGGGGGGAGAAACUGAAGAAGACAAGAGAAGAAAUCCACUACCACAAGAUGCCAUAUCAAAUACCUAUUUAUCCUACUGAAUGCUUGAAAAUGAGGCCACAUACCAGAAAGAAAAAAAAAAUGUGUUGUCUUCUUUGUUCAGACAACUCUGGACAGGUAUGAUGGAACAGAGAUGAGUUACAAUCAAGAGUCUCUCCUUAAAACUUUCUCCUUUUCCAGUUUUUCUUGUUAGCCCCUUUCUUUGAUUCAAACUUGAACCAUCUUCCUCAGUCCAUUCCCUAACUUAGACUAACUAGCCCCAUCCCAGCAUUCCACCUAGAGCUGAAAGGUUCCCGCAGGAAUUAGUAAAACCAGAUGUGUGAGGAAAGAGAAUUUCUCAGCUUGCUAACGUCUUAGCCCUACCAACACCAGCCCAAUAACAUUUCUGCCUGAAAUGUUGACACACCUCGUCAGUGCUUAUGUAAUGAGCAAUUCCAGAGAGAAGAGCUAGAGACAUAGAGUGUAGGUAAAUUGAGCUUCUAGAUUCCAAGUGCUGGUACAAAUAACUGAGGUUCAUAAAUUACAGAGCAACAGAGUCAACAAGGGAGCAUCUGUCAGAUGGUCCACGGAUAGGCUGCAUUGUUCAAAAUACACAAUAUUUUGCAUUCAAUAAAAACCAGACUAUGAGUA
Messenger RNA from Erinaceus europaeus (western European hedgehog), 2399 nucleotides. RefSeq names its product golgi associated RAB2 interactor 1B (gene GARIN1B). Gene Ontology annotation, cellular component: nucleus. Bases 295 to 1311 code for a protein of 338 amino acids. The transcript has 7 exons. Lineage: Eukaryota; Metazoa; Chordata; Mammalia; Eulipotyphla; Erinaceidae. The record is from RefSeq and is a predicted model, not a curated record.